CUAUAAAAGUUUCCAUUUCAACACCGAAAUUUUAGUCGACUUCCAUUAAGAGCAUUCUCACUGCAUCGAGUUUUGACCGGCGGAGAACAAAUUAGAGGUCGCAGCGAUGGAGUCGGCUUUGAUGGCAUGCACAAACAUGGUCGUUGGAGCUCAGGCUUUAAACACCGUCACAAGGACGACGACGACGACGACCAGACACGAGCAGCUGAGCUCGGUGCGCCGUCUUGGUGGAUUCCGGUUGAGUUCGGCGAGGAGCGUCAGUGUUCGUACACCACUAAGGCGGGGCCCGAUUGUGGUGAAGGCGGAGGAGGGAGUGACUGACAAGGUGCAGAAUGCUGCUGGAGAUGCAGCUAACAAUGUGAAGGAAGCGGCUGGCACUGCCAAAGACAAAGUGCAGGACGCUGCGGGCGCGGCCAAGGGAAAAGUAGAGGACACCGGAGAUUACUUGUCCGGAAAAGCUGGUGAGGCUCAGGAUAAAGCCACGAGCGUGGGACGCGAUGCGCAGAACGAAGUUUGGAAGCUAGGCGACAACGCUGCCGAUGCAGGUAGGGAGAUGGAGGACAGUGCAAAGAGCGCGAGCAGGGACGCAAGAGGCGAGGCUGAAAACCUUGAUAACAAGGCUCAAGACGCCUUAGACAAUGCUGGCGAAUCUCUAGAGAAAAAUGCUGACAAAGCGUCCAGCGCCGCUCAGGAUGCCGGUAGAGACGUGCAAGGGAAGGCUGAAGACGCUGGUGACUUUGCACGCGACACUGCUCGGGAUCUGAAGAAGGAUGUUCAAAAGGGUACCGACCGCAUUUCAAGUUAGAAAGAAGUAUUAAAACGUUGGUUCUUCGUAAACUUGCUUGUAUGAAUGUAACGAAGUGUGUAUCUUGUGGCGGCAGUUCAACCAUGCUUUGUAAACUCUAAAUUGCUGAUAAGGUGUCUACAGUAUGAAAUGCAAUUUCAUCUACCUGUCAA
Molecule: messenger RNA, 957 nt
Organism: Physcomitrium patens
Lineage: Eukaryota; Viridiplantae; Streptophyta; Bryopsida; Funariales; Funariaceae
Source: RefSeq, a predicted model, not a curated record